Messenger RNA from Daktulosphaira vitifoliae (grape phylloxera), 1300 nucleotides. RefSeq lists its product as uncharacterized. Lineage: Eukaryota; Metazoa; Arthropoda; Insecta; Hemiptera; Phylloxeridae. Gene Ontology annotation, cellular component: chitin-based extracellular matrix. The transcript is spliced from 2 exons. The record is from RefSeq and is a predicted model, not a curated record. Gene Ontology annotation, molecular function: structural constituent of chitin-based larval cuticle. Bases 181 to 1191 code for a protein of 336 amino acids.
GAUUUGAUCUAAACAGAAACUUAAUUUGUUCAGUUCAGUAUAGUUCGCGUUGGAAUUUGUUAUUAUUGUAUACAAGUCCUAGUAGUAGUGGUCAAGCCGCACUCUUCAACGAUUGCCAGAACAUAAACUAGAGGACCACAACAAUUAUCAAUAUUAUCUCCAACGUAAAAAACUACAAUAAUGAAUUCUGCUUAUUUUAUGUUAUUGGUAGCAGUAGCUGUAAGUACAGUCAAAGGUCACGGGGUGCAUUCAGUCUUAAACACACCUUCUUCAAGCCAGUACCACACACAAGAUGAUCUUGGUCAAUACUCGUAUGGUUACUCGAGUGAUCUUUCUUCAAAACAAGAACAACGAUCCGCCGACGGGGUUACUCGUGGUGGCUACUCCUACGUUGAUGCCAACGGAAUAGUUCAGUCUGUAGCUUAUAUUUCAGACCCUAUCAAUGGCUUUCGUGCUUCUGGUACCAACUUCCCGAUUGAUAACUCUGCAGCAGUAAUCCCUGGACCAGUACCAGCUUUACCAGCAGUAACUCAUACCGCUUUACCAAGCAUUGAAACUGCUGAAUCUCCAGCUGUUAUAGAUGUUCGUCGUUUAGACACCGUUCCAGCUCCCGCCGUCGUGCUCUCUGCUCCAAACGUCCGUUUACAUCAAGCAUUGACACCAGCUGGAACCAGCAACUUGCAUUAUUCACCAUCUCACUCAUCACUUUUGUUGGGCCGCAGAAAGCGAAGCUUGUACUACUCUGUUGCACCAGUUCCAGCUCACGUAGUCUCAGUCAAACACGCUGCUGUUCCAUUGUACGGAGCUACAUCUUACACCAGUGUAGUUAGACACGAUCCAAUCAAGUAUGCUGCCAUACCCGUUGUCGACCAUUACCCUGCACCAUUGGUUCAACACUACCCAGUUGUCAUUCCUGCCGUCAAACAAUACCCUGUUCCUAUUGUACCUGCACCAUCAGCAUCUUUACCAGCUGUUAACUCUCAAUAUCAUUCUCAAGAUGAAUAUGGUCAGUAUGUCUAUGGAUAUACUGACGGAUUCUCAGCUAAAAAUGAGGUCAGAAAUGCUGAUGGAGAAACUAAAGGAAGCUAUUCAUACGUGGAUGACAAUGGUCAUUUGCAAGCAGUCCAAUACACCGCUGGUCAUGAAGGAUUUAAAGCUAGUGGUACCACCAUUCCUGUACACCAUGUCUGAGCGUCUUCAUACUAAUACAACAACUACUGUCCUAUUGGCAAUGUAAAUUUUUUCAAAAUGUAAUUUUAUGCUUUAUUUUCUGUCUAAUAAAAAUUUUUAUUAGUUGUAA